Elephantulus edwardii (Cape elephant shrew) is the source of this 1836-nucleotide messenger RNA. RefSeq names its product galactosidase, beta 1-like 3 (gene GLB1L3). Gene Ontology annotation, cellular component: vacuole. Gene Ontology annotation, biological process: carbohydrate metabolic process. The record is from RefSeq and is a predicted model, not a curated record. Gene Ontology annotation, molecular function: beta-galactosidase activity. Lineage: Eukaryota; Metazoa; Chordata; Mammalia; Macroscelidea; Macroscelididae. The coding region runs from base 1 to 1836 and encodes 611 amino acids. The transcript has 19 exons.
AUGAGGUUUAAUUUGUCUCAUCUGAUCCCUGCUGAACUUAAGGAACGUAAUAUGGGACUUCAGACCAGAAGAACACAUUUCACCCUGGAGGGUCACAAGUUCAUCAUCUUUGGCGGCUCUAUACACUACUUCCGGGUGCCCAGGGCAUAUUGGAAGGACCGGAUGUUGAAGCUGAAGGCCUGUGGCUUCAACACCCUAACCACCUAUGUUCCGUGGAACCUCCAUGAGCCAGAAAGAGGAAAAUUUGACUUCUCUGGGAAUCUGGAUCUGGAGGCCUUUAUCUGGAUGGCUGCAGAACUUGGGCUGUGGGUGAUACUGCGUCCAGGUCCCUAUAUCUGUGCUGAGAUUGACCUUGGUGGUUUGCCCAGCUGGUUGAUACAAGACCCAAAUCUGAAACUGAGGACAACCAGCAAGGGCUUUGUUGAUGCAGUUGAUCAUUAUUUUGAUUAUCUGAUUCCCAAGGUGAUCCCUCUCCAGUAUCACUCAGGAGGCCCUAUUAUUGCUGUCCAAGUGGAGAAUGAAUAUGGCUCCUAUAAUAAAGAUAAAAACUACAUGCCGUAUAUUCACAAGGCCCUGCUGCAAAGAGGGAUUGUUGAAUUUCUCGUUACCUCAGAUAAUGAGAAAGAUGUGACCAAAGGCCACAUAAAAGAAGUGUUUGCCACCAUCAAUACGGACACGCUUAGCAAGAAAGUAUUUAGUCAGCUUAAAAAAGUGCAGAAUAAAAAACCCAUUCUGAUCAUGGAAUUCUGGGUUGGAUGGUUUGACACUUGGGGAAGCAAACACUUUGCUAAAGAUGUAAAGGACGUUGAGGAUACUGUGCUUAAAUUAAUCAAAGCUGAGAUUUCCUUCAACAUGUAUAUGUUCCAUGGUGGGACCAACUUUGGCUUUAUGAAUGGGGCCACACACUUUAAGAACUACAGAAGUGUUGUCACGAGUUAUGACUAUGAUGCUGUGCUGACCGAGGCAGGGGAUUACACAGAAAAAUAUUUCAGGCUUCGAAAACUCUUUGGAUCUUUCUUAGCCACUGCUUUGCCUCCUUUACCUGACCUAGUUCCAAAGGCUGUGUAUCCAGCUGUGAGAAUGUCACUCUUUUUGCCACUGUGGGAUGUCCUGAAGUACUUGGAUGAGCCAGUGAAAUCUGAUACACCAAUCAAUAUGGAGAAUCUUCCUAUAAACCAUGGGAAUGGUCAGUCCUAUGGAUUUGUACUCUACGAGACUUCUAUAUGCUCUGGAGGUAAACUGCAUCUUCAUGUUCAAGAUUUGGCACAGGUAUUUUUAAAUGAGAAAGUUAUAGGUGUUCUGAGCAAUGGUUUUCAGAAACUGAACAUUCCCAGAUUCCAGGGUUGCCAGCUUCUAAGGAUUCUGGUGGAGAAUCAAGGACGAGUCAAUUAUUCUUGGAAAAUUCAAGAACAACAGAAAGGACUAAGUAAGGAUAUUUUUAUCAAUAACAUUACCCUGAAAGGUUUCACUAUUUAUGCUCUGGAAAUGAAAACUAACUUCUUUAAGAGGCUCCGUUCUGCUAACUGGAGGCCUACUCCAAUGAACUAUUCUGGCCCUGCCUUCUACCUUGGUACACUGAGGGCUGGCCCUUCUCCCAAGGACACCUUUCUGAGACUGCAGAAAUGGAUGAAUGGAUUUGUGUUCAUCAAUGGCCACAACCUUGGGAGAUAUUGUUAUACCGGACCUCAGAAAACACUUUACCUUCCCGGGACCUGGCUUCAUCCAAAAGACAAUGAGAUCAUCCUGUUUGAGAAAAUAAUGAGUGGUUCAUACAUCCAAUCCACAGAUAAACCUUGUCUGCAAAACUCUCUUUCAACACGGUUAUUGAAUUCUUAG